Molecule: messenger RNA, 1605 nt
Organism: Striga hermonthica
Lineage: Eukaryota; Viridiplantae; Streptophyta; Magnoliopsida; Lamiales; Orobanchaceae
Source: the annotation of a GenBank genome assembly
GACCACAUCUCACGCCACGUCUCAACCCCGCAGUCGAGCGUCGCAGCCACCUCCGGAACAAACCACACGUCGCACCGAUGUUGGGCGCAAUCCCCCUAUACUUCCUCAUGAAGAAACCGCCGAAAGCCAGUCUGGUCAUUCACGACGAUCACUGCCUCAUGCGCGGCACCGAAUCCCCUCCAACCCGGCACAGACCGACCUUCGGCAACACAUAGAACGAAAUCGGGCUCGUCAAGAAUCAUCCGAACUUGAGACGUUGCGACGAAGAAUUGCCGAACUGGAAAGUCGGCAACGAGCACCCGAAGACCCCCCUCGGCAGGCUUCAACUUCGGCGCAAGUAUAUCUGGAAGCCGACUCCCCUCUCACACCGGAGCUUACGUCGAAACCCGUACCUGGGAAAGUUAAAGUCCCUCAAAUUGGGCUAUAUGAUGGAACUUCAGACCCCGAAUCACACCUCGCCACUUAUCAACGCCUUGUCAACAAAAUGUUUGCUACAAUGAUUGGUCAUACCAUGGAAGUUUAUGCUGACGACAUGCUCGUCAAGUCGGUGCACGCUUCCGACCAUAUAUCACAUCUUCAAGACAUGUUUGAUAUCCUCCGGUCUUAUUCCAUGGUUUUAAAUCCCAAGAAAUGCACCUUCGGAGUUGAGUCUGGGAAAUUUCUGGGCUAUAUGGUCAGCCAACGCGGAAUUGAGGCCAACCUGGCCAAAAUAAAAGCCAUCCAAGAUCUAACUCCCCCGACUUCGAUUAAAGGUGUCCAGGCCCUAACUGGCCGACGUGCUGCGCUCAACCGAUUCAUCUCCAAAUCCAUGGAUCGUUGCAAACCUUUCUUCGAAGCAAUCAAAAAAGGAAAGCACUUCGAAUGGACCAAGGAAUGUCAGAAGGCUCUCAUCAGCAUCAAGGAGACGCUCGCCUCUCCAUCGACGUUACAAAAGCCGAGACCCGAGGAAAUGCGGUUUUUGUACCUCGGCGUCAGUGAUUCUGCGGUUAGCGCUGUUUUGAUACGUGAAAAAGGAACGCUACAAUCACCCGUUUAUUACAUUAGCAAAGCCCUACAGGAUGCCGAACUGCGCUACCCUCCUAUGGAAAAGUUGGCGUUUGCACUUGUAAUUGCCGCCCGGAAAUUGCGACCUUAUUUCCAAGAACAUUCUAUAAUGGUCCGCACUUCGUAUCCGUUGCGACAAAUCCUGCACCGACCUGAAACCUCGGGACGCAUGAUAAAAUGGGCCAUCGAGCUCGGACAAUUCGACAUUCAUUAUCAACCGAGGACCACGAUCAAAGCAAAAGUCUUAUCCGACUUCAUCGCCGAAUUCACUCCGGCUAUAACAAGUCAUGAUGAUAAUCAGCCGUGGGUUCUUUAUAUCGACGGUUCCUCGACAGCCAACCGAGCAAGUGCAGGAAUAGUCCUGGCAAACCCAGAAAAUCGAUUAUUCUGUCAUUCGGGGAAAUUUCUCUUUCAUGCGACAAAUAACGAAGCUGAAUAUGAAGCUUUGUUAUCCGGAUUGAACUUAGUUGAAUCCAUGAACGUCAAACACCUCAAAGUCUUCUCAGACUCCCAACUCCUUGUCAACCAAAUUAACGGUUCAUAUGAAGUCAAAGAACCUCG